Messenger RNA from Cottoperca gobio, 1862 nucleotides. It is a transcript of the gene luzp2, whose product is annotated as leucine zipper protein 2. The transcript is spliced from 12 exons. The record is from RefSeq and is a predicted model, not a curated record. Bases 164 to 1207 code for a protein of 347 amino acids. Lineage: Eukaryota; Metazoa; Chordata; Actinopteri; Perciformes; Bovichtidae.
UGCCUCGCUGCUUGUGUGUCUCGGUGCGCGUGUGUGUGUAUGAGAGUGCGCUAAAAAAACCCAGGCAGCCAGUGGGAGAGCUAGAGAGUCGGGGAGAGAGACACGGGGAAAAGGCAAAAAAAAGCAUCUGAGAAGGGAGAAGGAACGGGAGUGUGAGACAGCUAUGAAAUUCAUCCAAGCUAUUGGCUUACUGCUUCUCUGUCCAGCUUUGAGCCUCAACACCAGACAAAGCUAUGAUGGGCUGGAAAAGAAGCUAAAGGAAGUCUUCAGUGAACGGAGCAGCAUCCUGCACCAACUCUCCAAGACAUCAAAGGAGCUGGACAGCAUAAAAGGAAACCUUCAGUCGCUGAAAAAGGAUGACUCCGUGGCCAAGAAGGAUGUGCAGAGGAUUCUGGAGCUCAGCCACAAACAGAGAGAGGAGAUGAAGUCCCUCCAGGCAGCCUUGCAGAAGCAGCUGGAUGAGGCAAACGAAAAAGCAGAGAAGCAGCAGGCCACGAUCAAACUUCUUAAAGUGGAGAUGGAGAAAAAAACCAAAAUCAUCAAGGAUUUACAGCAAGAGAACAAGAGCUUGAAAACUAAACUACUCUCGGGACACAAACUUUGUGACGCCUAUGCUGAAGAGUCCAAAAAAAUCCAGGCUCAACUGAAAGAACUUCGGUACGGGAAAAAGGAUUUAAUUUUUAAGGGCCAGCAGCUAAUGGACCUGGAGCACAAGUUAACUAUAGCCAAGGAAGAACUGGAGAAGACUGCACUGGAUAAGGAGUCUCAACUGAAGGCGCUGAAGGACACAGUUCACAUCUGCUUCUCAGCUGUCCUGCACAACCAGCCCGGCAGCAGUCACAGAUUCCCCACCUCCCACUUGUUCAGAUACUCAUCACUCAUCAACAGCUCCAGAGUCACCUAUCAGCAGCCACAUGCCAAGGAUAUCUCUAAAGUUCAGAGAAUUGUCACAGCCAGGAAAUCACCCAUGAACAUCGAAGUAAUGAGGAGAGAGAGUGGCGGAGUUAAAGACUGCCAGAUGGAAAAGACCGGGGGCGACUGCUUCAAGAAUCAGACGGAGGAAUCGGCUCCAGAAAGUAAAAAGCUACCAGAGACACAGCAGCAAAGGAGCCAAGUGCAGACUGAAUCCACUACAAAGCUCUCAGACGACAGCGAGGAUGCAGAGGGAGGCAGCAGCAAAAAGACAAAGCCACACGAAAUCAACUGAGCGGACGGCAUAUCAUCCGAAAUGCAGAGCUCCUGCAUUGCCUGAAGGAUCUUUCUAAGAGCACAUCAGCAUUGUUUGCAAACGCUAAGACACUGGAAUUCAAACUGUCAUCUGCAAAACCUCCAUAGUAAAAUGGCAUGCAUUCUAGAAAAUCUUUUUUUUAAAAGGUAGCAAUGGCACUGGUAACUUGUUUCAUGAUUGUUCUUUUGUUGUUUACUUUUCUGAGUUUUAUUCUGAGUGAGGACACUGCUUUCUAAAUGUGUGAUCUUUCUAGAAAAAUCCCUUUGCACUGGUGGGUUCUGACACUGUAUCCUGUGAUAAGUAUAUCAAUUGACAAAUAAAAAAUAAUACUACUAUUAUUACUACUACUACUACUACUACCCAAUUUAGAAUAUUGUUUGUCACUCAUUGUAGCAAGGUUAAUUUUCUCCUCCACAUUUUGAAAUACAGAGGCUCCAGUUGGCUGGCCAACUGCUCAACAUUUAAUAUUUCAGCACUCUUUCUGCCUUUAACACUCCAGAGGCGAAGAGCCAAAGACUCACAAUGGGUCGUCUCCCUGAGAAUGUGCCAUGCACUGAGUAGUAACUCCUAGCUACAUGUAUCUGUGUUAUCUGACCUUUCUGUGUCCUUUCAAUAAACUGUAAUUUUCAGUAAA